AUGGCUACCCUCCCCGAGCCCUCCCAGGCCGCUCCCUCCUCAGCUUCCGACCUCCUCACGCGCUUCGACACAGUCCCCUUGUUCAUGCAGUCGCUCCCAAAAGAGCUGGGCGGGACAGCUGAGAUGCCCGAGUCGUUGGGGGAGGGGAAGGAGGGCGAGACGAAUCCGAACGAUACGUUGGCUGCGCUUCAGGCGCUGGCGUACGAUGGGGAUCCUUCCGAAAUCGCGGAGAAUUUCAGGACGCAAGGAAACGAACUCUUCAAGCGCCGCAAGUUCCGCGACGCGAUUGGGUUCUACACCCGCGCUCUGGACGAGGUAGGGAAGGAGUUGCCUGCUGAGGAGAGGCGAACGUUGAGGUCUAACCGAGCCGCGGCCAACUUGGAGCUUGGGAACUACGGCGCGUGUCUGAGGGACUGCUCGCUCGUCCUCUCCGAAUCACACGCUUCCUACCCGGACCCUCCCUCGCCCGCUUCGCACCGCACAAGCAUGAAAGCGCUCCUCCGCUCCGCCCGGGCCCUUUCAGCACUCGACAAGUUGCCCGAAGCGAUGGACGCGUUUGGGAGGUUGAGGAUGUUGGAGAAGGAGGUGGGGGAGGGGGAUAGUGGAGCUAAGUGGAGGGAGGAGACGGAACGGAAGGUUGAGAGGAAGGAGAGGAGGGAGAGGGAGGAACGCGAGAGGGAGAGGAGGAAGAUGGAAGAGAGGGCUGCUAUGGUGCUUGCUUUGACGCAACGAGGGGUCGUCUUCCCCCGCCCAACCGCGAAACAACCGCUCUUCUCGUCCUGCCCAACCGACGUCACUCCGCCCCACUUUGACCCAGAGGUCGUCCCACUCACCUCUCUCCCCUCCAUCCCUCUCCUCCCGCCCAGCCCCGACGACGCCUCUUACACGCCCUGGCAACCUCCUCCUCCUCACACGCCUCUGAUCUUCCCAACCUUCCUCCUCCUCCCUCUCGCUUCUCCUCCGACGCGUGAUCUGAUCAUGUCAUUCCCUGAAGACGCGACGUUCGGGGAUGCGUUGAGUUCGAUGGGCCACGACCCCUCCUCGACGCAACUCUACCUCUCGACUCGACUCGGCCGCGUCCUGAAAAUCGGGAGCAAGAUGACGCUGGGCAAGGUUCUACUAGGAGCAGGGAAGAGGAACGAGAAGGGUGAGAUCGAGGACGGGUGGGAGUUGAAGGAGGGAUGGGCGUUGGAGAUGGUUGGAGUUCCGAAGGGCGGCGAGGGGGACGAGUGGGUCAAGGGUUGGAAGGAGGAAGUCAAGAUGGGUGCGAAGGCGAUCUUGUGA
Messenger RNA from Rhodotorula toruloides NP11, 1284 nucleotides. RefSeq names its product 40S ribosomal protein s7. Lineage: Eukaryota; Fungi; Basidiomycota; Microbotryomycetes; Sporidiobolales; Sporidiobolaceae. The coding region runs from base 1 to 1284 and encodes 427 amino acids. Gene Ontology annotation, molecular function: Hsp90 protein binding. The transcript is spliced from 5 exons. The record is from RefSeq and is a predicted model, not a curated record.